Rattus rattus (black rat) is the source of this 1465-nucleotide messenger RNA. RefSeq names its product chloride nucleotide-sensitive channel 1A (gene Clns1a). The record is from RefSeq and is a predicted model, not a curated record. Bases 76 to 801 code for a protein of 241 amino acids. NCBI's taxonomy places the organism in Eukaryota, Metazoa, Chordata, Mammalia, Rodentia, Muridae. Gene Ontology annotation, cellular component: methylosome; spliceosomal complex; cytosol. The transcript is spliced from 7 exons. Gene Ontology annotation, biological process: mRNA cis splicing, via spliceosome; spliceosomal snRNP assembly; chloride transport.
UACGGCUACUGCUUCCGGGGCAGCUCCCUGCGAACCGGGAUUGCGGUGCUCGGCUUUCUUGGUUCCUGUGGAGCUAUGCUUUCGCCCGCAAUGAGCUUCCUUAAAAGCUUCCCGCCCCCUGGGUCCGCAGAUGGACUCCGGCUGCAGCAGCCAGACACCGAAGCUGUGCUGAACGGGAAGGGGCUCGGCACCGGCACGCUUUACAUUGCGGAGAGCCGCCUGUCUUGGCUAGAUGGUUCUGGAUUAGGAUUCUCACUGGAGUACCCCACCAUUAGUUUACAUGCAGUAUCCAGGGACCCAAAUGCUUAUCCUCAAGAACAUCUGUAUGUCAUGGUGAAUGCCAGAUUUGGAGAAGAAUCAAAAGAACCUUUCUCUGAUGAAGAUGAGGACGACAAUGAUGAUGUUGAACCCAUUUCUGAGUUUAGAUUUGUGCCCAGUGAUAAGUCAGCAUUGGAGGCAAUGUUCACAGCAAUGUGUGAGUGCCAGGCCCUGCAUCCAGACCCUGAGGAUGAAGACUCGGAUGACUAUGAUGGAGAAGAGUAUGAUGUGGAAGCACACGAACAAGGACAGGGGGACAUCCCUACAUUUUACACCUAUGAAGAAGGACUAUCCCAUUUAACAGCAGAAGGGCAAGCCACGCUGGAGAGAUUAGAAGGAAUGCUUUCUCAGUCUGUGAGCAGCCAGUAUAAUAUGGCAGGCGUCCGAACAGAAGAUUCAGUAAGAACUUACGAAGAUGGCAUGGAGGUAGAGACUACACCAACUGUUGCCGGACAGUUCGAGGAUGCAGACGUUGACCACUGAGGAUGACUCGUGAGACUUACAGUGAAUUCUGCUCAUAACUAUAGGCAAGAACUUGAUGCCGCUUCACUCCAGAAUGGAGCUGGUGAAAGGCUUUUUUCUUCUCCAAAACUCAUUUCUCAAGACAAACUAUAAUGAGACAGCAAGCUGUCACCAGCAGAAAAGACUCUGACCUCUAUUAACAAAGGUGAAUUAACUGAACGGGUUUUUGUAGUUUCUCAUUUACCCCCAAGCUUCCUGUGUCUAGUUAUCUUCUGAGAGGGCCUCUAAUUCCUACCUUUGCUGUGUGCAGUCUGUCAGCUGCGAGGCCUGUGUAGUUAAAUGUACAGAGCUCACGCUGGGCAAAAGUGAGGUGGGGAGCUUAGAUGUCUCUGGGACUUAGGAGGACUCUCUGAUCCCUGAGAUAGAAAGUAAAGGCCUCUGAGGGCACAGCCUUUAGCAUUCUCCACAGAUGCAUGGGUCCUCUACUGGGGCUCAGCCACAUCUCAUCAUGACAAAUGCUUGUGUGCUACUUCUGUUCCUCCUCAUUUACCAUCAGCUCUGUUACGUUCUCCUAGCUUAGGUCCUUGACUGUCACAGAGUAAAUCAUCUGAAAUGAAGUCUGCAAAGUACUCUCAAUGAUAUUUUGUCUUUGUAAUAGUUAAAUAAAUCUGGGUUUUCUAUAUCA